CCCGAAAUUAUUCUACAAGUGAAAGGACAGUAAAGCUAUGUCGUUUGUCUGUCGAAGCUGUUUGAAGCAUGGUCUGGCCCUUGCCAGUACAGUGCGGCCUAUUCCCUCCAUUGCGACACUUCCGUUAACUUUCUCUCGUGGUUACGCACGUCCACCGAAGGCUGCCAGUGCGAGGAAGUCUGCUGCGCACUCGUUAUCAAGGAAUGUCGGUAAAUCAAAGCUUCCAACAACUGGCAAGGGCAGACCUGCUGCGUCGAGCGCGAAGGGGAGGCCUGAGGCUCCCAGAGGGAAAUCCGUGGAUGCAAAGGACAAGAGAGACAAGAGAGAUAAGACUGCGGACGACAAACCGAAAGUGAAGCAGGGUAACGCAAUGACGGCCACCGCUUCCCUCCAAGCGUUCAGUAUCGAGGAGCGCAACCACCUCGACAAGGUCCUCGCCAAAAACUUAGGUUUCGAAUCAUUCAGAAUCCUACCAUCUGUCCGCGAAGCUAUCCUCGAGAAAGCCUUGUCCGACCUCGAAAUCCACAAACCAUCACCAAUUCAAGCCUUGGCGAUCCCGAAAAUCCUUAGUUUGAACUUUGCGAAAAACCUUGAGACUGCCAGGGCGUACCUCAUUGCGGCUGAGACUGGAAGUGGAAAGACGCUUGCGUAUUUGACGCCAGUUAUCGACUAUUUGAAGAGACAACAGGAACCAUAUGUGUCACCGCCGAAAUUAGUCAAGGAUGAGGAUGGAAUGUGGGAGGAGGUUGCCCGAGAGGAACCCGAGGAGCCCAAAAUUGGCGAGGCCGAGCUCAGGAAGCUCAAUCACCCUCGUGCCGUCAUCCUCGUGCCAUCAUCAGAGCUGGUGCGACAGGUCACCCAGUUGGUCAAGACAAUGUCGUACAAAGUGAAGCUCUCGUCCCUUGGUAUCGCCUCCGAAACCAAAGAUUCCAUCGUCCGUCGGAGUUUCGGUCAAUACCCCAUUGACAUCCUCGUCGCUACACCCGCCCGUGUGCAGGAUUACCUGAAGGAUGGUUUCAUCAGUCUCGAUAACACCUCUCACAUCGUCGCUGACGAAGCCGAUACUCUUUUCGAUACGUCCUUCGUGGACCUGGUGAAGCCAGUUAUAAAGGCAGCCAAGAACUUGAAGGGAUUGGUAAUGUGUUCCGCAACGAUUCCUCGUGCGCUCGACUCCUAUCUGCGCAAGGAGUACCCCGAGUGCGAACGUAUCGUCACCCCCAAGCUGCACCACGUUCCGCGAAGAAUCGAAUUUUUGAUGGUCGACACGACAUCAAACCACUUCAACGGCAGGAAGGACCUUGCCCUCUUGGAUACUCUCCGAACAAUCGCCGCGGACGGCACAGAGCCCGGUGUAAAGAAGCGCGUCAUCGUCUUCGUGAACAGACGUGAAGACGCACUGACGACAGCCAAAUACCUCGAGAAAAAGGAAUUGAACGCCAGAGUCAUCACCCGCGACACCCAAAACCGCAAAGAUGUUCUCGAGCGAUUCCUGGCCGACGAGCCACGCGACGAGAAUGCCAAGGUCUCUGAGGCCAUGAAAGUCAUCGUGACAACUGAUCUUGCAUCUCGUGGUGUGGAUACGAAGAAUGUUCGUAAUGUCAUCUUGUAUGAUGUUCCUCGCUCUUCGAUCGAGUUGAUUCACAGAGUUGGAAGGGUUGGCCGUUUCGGAAGGAGAGGCAGGGCGUAUAUGCUGAUUGGUAAGGAGCCGAAGUAUAAGCUUGCCUGGAUCAGGGAGGUUAGGGACACUGUGAGAAACGGCAGUGGGUUGGUCUAAGGGGUGAGAAUACAGUGUAGGGAGAUCGACUUGGUACCAGGU
This is a messenger RNA of Saitoella complicata NRRL Y-17804, 1816 nucleotides long. Its product is annotated as P-loop containing nucleoside triphosphate hydrolase protein. The record is from RefSeq and is a predicted model, not a curated record. The coding region runs from base 38 to 1774 and encodes 578 amino acids. The transcript has a single exon. Gene Ontology annotation, molecular function: nucleic acid binding; ATP binding. Lineage: Eukaryota; Fungi; Ascomycota; Saitoellomycetes; Saitoellales; Saitoellaceae.